AUUUUCGGAAGUGUGCGUUACUACAAGAAACCUUCACUCGAAUCGGAAUCUUAGUUACUCGUAACCAUGUUUUUGCAACGAGAUCUUGGGACUCGGCAACUAUUAUGAUUUUUUCUAGACAAUUUUCCAAACUGUUCUCCCUUAGAGUAAAUGGUGUGCCUAUAUGGGCAAGUAAUAUUACUUGCCGUCAAUAAGCUAAAUUUUGUGCUAUGAAAUAAAUAAUACUUGUUCUGGAUUACAAUCAGUUUAGCUACUCCAAGCAACCAAUAAACGGUGAAAUACGCUGAAAAAUAAAGGGGAAAUAAUGGGGAAACGCGCUUAAAUGUCUGCUUUUUCGGCUGUCAGGAGGAAAUGGUUCGGAUUUCCCCCUUUAUGUCAUUGUGAUGUACAUCACAACUCGGGUGGGACAUUUGAUAUCUUCAAAGAAGUGCUAUCUUAAAUAUAUCAGGAUAAAUACUUGCGAAAAUCCCAACAUAGUUUCCCACUUUUACUACCACGAGUAGCAAAGUUUGUCUCUAAAAUAACAGAUAAACCUCUGCAUUAAUUCAGACAGUUACGUGCACCUGCCAUCCAAUUUUAGAUUACCUAGAUCACAUUAGCUUUAGAUCUGUCCCAAUGCGUUUGUAUACAAUGAAAAAGCGUUAUUUCGUUGUUGUCACAGUUACAUUCUCCCUAAUUAUUGGAUGUUCUAUAAUUUUUGGUAUAGUUGGUCCCAAUGUUUCAAAUUCCGUCACUGUUUCCACUUUGAUUCGUCCAAGUAUAACUAGUUUAGAAGCUAGUGUAUGCGAGGUAGAUUCUCCAUCUCUUUCAGUUUUUCAUCGUGAGCUGUGGUUAUCUGCUAUAAUUAAUCGUGCGCCCUUAGAACAAAAUGCCAAAGUAUCAGUAAAUAUCAAUACGUCUAUUCAAGUACAGAUACCCCAUCUAGCUAAGGCUGGGAGUAGAAUUGAAAUGUUUAAAUCAGAUCCGAAUUAUAAAACUUUUGUAGUCCAAAUGGGUCCAAUUCACAACCGGACUAUUCAAGUGAAUUGUCCCGAUACAAAAUGUGACGAACUAUUCCUACUUCAUCUUAUUCCAGUUGAUUUCACUAUUUAUAAAUUCCGUGUAACAUUCUAUCAUAAAUUAACUAAUAAUCAUUUAAAAUACGAAGAUUAUGAAGGCAAACAUUUAUUAUUUAAAAUAAUUGGUGUGGAUUUCAUUUUCCAAUAUUAUACUAUUGAAUUUACUUAUAUGGAAUUAGUAGUGAAGUUCAUACUUUUUGUUAUUUCAGAGGCAGUUACUGUUUGGUUUUAUAUUAAGAUGAAAAAAUUCAGUCUUAAUUAUUGGACAAUUGAACAGUGUUGUAUGGCUGUCUUAUUGCCUCUACUCAUACUUCAUAAUAAUCCUUUAUAUCCCCUUCAAUAUUUAACAACAAAUUGGUUUCCAUCAUGUCUUGGUUAUCUGUUUCAAAUCACAUUUGUCGCUGUAUUAUUAUUAGUUUGGUUAUGUAUAUUCCAUGGUAUACGAAUUUCGAAAAGGACGUUUCAGAAAUUUUAUCUACCGAAAAUCUGUUUGAUUAGCAUAUUUUGGUUAAUCAUAUUCUUAUUAAUUACUUGGAAAGUUUAUGUGGAACAUCACGAACCAGUGUUUGAUAUUCUAGAAUAUACGGAUCUUCUUAUCUUUACUGUGGUUUUUAUUAGUCUAUUUGGUUUUAUCUAUGUGGUACUAUUCACUGUGCUAUUCAUUCGAGCCUGUCAUAAAUUAAGAAAAUUACCAUAUUUUAACUUGCGUUUAUAUUUUCUAACAUUCCAAUCAAUAAUCUUCGUUAUCGUCUUAGGAUUUGCAUGUCUAUUGCACUUUAAUGAGAGAUUAUUAUCUCAAUCCAUGAAUUAUGUCCGUAAUGUUAAGGAUAAUAUCAGUAAAAUGACUGCACAACAGCAGAAUUCUCAAAAUUACAUAGGAUUACAACAUCGAUUUAAUGAUAUACUCGGUUAUCAUUCAACACUUGAAUUCUCAUUGAUACAAUUCACUAUUAAUUCAUACAUAAUUCUAUUGGCAUUUGCUUACUCUCCACCAAAUAAUACACAAAUAGAAAUGGAUGUAAAGGAUAAUCCAUCAUUAUCAAUGAUAAAUGAUUCUGACGAAGAUGUAAUUUAUGAAUCAGAUACUGAAACAAAGACAUUUUUAUUCUCCCAACGUAUGUAUUAACAAUGAUAAUGAUGUAACAUAUCUGUUUAUAUGUGAACAAUUCGUGUAUCCGAAUCAGCAGUGUAUUUCUAUGAUUAAUUCGUUUCGUGUUUACGUUUAAAUGGACCAGUGAAAAUCAUGAAGGUGCUUCCUUUUUACACACACACACACACCAUUGGAUUUUAUCAUGCGGAUUUCAUAUAGGUUGUUUUUUUAGAUCUUCACUUAAAAUUCCCCUGCUAUUUUUCCUUGUUUUUAACUAAAUCACUCAUUGUAUAUGCAUGUUUGUGUGUGUGUGUGUGCUAUGAUGUGGUGUAUUUAAAGCGUUCACCUUCCAAUCAUUACUUUACAGUUUCCAACUCUUCCAAAUCUGUAAAAUGUACACUAUCGGUUAACGAUCGCAAUCCACUAGAUCAAACGAAAUCUAUUAUUAGAUUAAAACCUUGACGGCAUUAACAGAGCUUCAAUUUGAUUAUUGAAUUAUAAUAUUCAUGUAAGAAUAUCCCUACAUUAUUAUUAUUAUUGUUUGUACAGAUUAUCUAUGACUGUUGUUUAUUUUUGUUUACUCAUCAAUAAAUUAUUUGGGAUUUCAGUAGUUUACAUUCAAACAAUCAUUAAUGAACUGUGAUAUAUCUUUAUUCGUAUAUUCAUGUUGGUUUUAUGUAGUUUGUUUAUUUUCAGUAGCUUUUUGCAUUUAAAAGAAAAAAAGUAAUAUUCAUUUUGUCACAUCGUUUAUCAAUUUGAUUCAUUUUUCUGUGUUGGUUGUUUGUUUAUAUAUAUGUAUUAAGAAAUGUCUUGUUUUCUUUGGAACAAACCUAUUGUUCAAAUAAAUUUUUCUGAUAACUUCU
Molecule: messenger RNA, 3011 nt
Organism: Schistosoma mattheei
Lineage: Eukaryota; Metazoa; Platyhelminthes; Trematoda; Strigeidida; Schistosomatidae
Source: the annotation of a GenBank genome assembly